This is a messenger RNA of Penicillium taxi, 1050 nucleotides long. RefSeq lists its product as uncharacterized. The transcript is spliced from 3 exons. The record is from RefSeq and is a predicted model, not a curated record. Bases 1 to 1050 code for a protein of 349 amino acids. NCBI's taxonomy places the organism in Eukaryota, Fungi, Ascomycota, Eurotiomycetes, Eurotiales, Aspergillaceae.
AUGUCUGAUCCACUACCAGAAAUGCUCUAUCGCCACCUUGGCAGAACGGGUUUAAAAGUCAGCGUGAUAUCUCUGGGAAGUUGGCUCACAUAUGGCGGCCAUGUCGGGAAUGAAACCGCUUUCAAUUGCAUGAAGGCUGCAUAUGAUGCUGGUGUCAACUUCUUCGAUACUGCAGAGGCCUACUCCGCCGGACAAGGCGAGGUAGUGCUCGGAGAGGCAAUCAAGAAGUUUGGCUGGAAUCAGAAUGACUUAGUCAUCUCUACUAAGAUCUACUGGGGCAGGGCAAAUGCUGCCAACCCUGAUAAGCCACUGAACAACAACGGCCUCUCGCGAAAGCAUAUCAUCGAGGGAAUGAACGCUUCUCUCAAGCGAUUGGACCUGCCAUACGUGGACAUUGUCUACGCACACCGUCCUGACCGCGAUACGCCGAUGGAAGAGACUGUUCGUGCAUUCAAUUAUCUUAUUGACACUGGGAAGACUUUCUACUGGGGCACAUCCGAGUGGUCAGCCAGUGAGAUAUCAGACGCAUGGCGCAUCGCUGACAGACUAGGACUUGUGGGUCCUGCCGUCGAACAACCGCAGUACAACCUCCUCGUACGCGAGCGUGUUGAGAAGGAGUACCGCUGGUUGUAUGAGGCUCAUGGCCUUGGUUUGACCGUCUGGUCCCCUCUCAAAGGUGGCGUCUUGACUGGCAAAUACAACGAUGUAACUGCUCCACCACCCGGUUCGCGUCUGGCGGAGUCAGAAGAUCGCUAUGUUAAGAAUUUGCGCACCACAAUCAACGAUGAUUCCUGGGCCGAGAACUUGAAAAAGGCUGCUGCGCUGAAACCUAUUGCUGAAAAGCUGGGUGUCUCAACUGCACAGUUGGCUUUGGCUUGGGUUCUGAAGAAUCCUAAUAUCUCUUCAAUGAUCACUGGUGCUUCGCGGCCUGAGCAGGUACUUGAUAAUGUACGUUCUUUGGCUGUGGUGGAUAAGUUGACCGAUGAGGUUAUUGAGGAGAUCGAGGCUGCCGUUGGUAACCAGCCUGCUGUUGAGCUGCGGAGGUUUUAA